Messenger RNA from Dinoponera quadriceps, 2318 nucleotides. Its product is annotated as little elongation complex subunit 2-like. The coding region runs from base 121 to 2202 and encodes 693 amino acids. NCBI's taxonomy places the organism in Eukaryota, Metazoa, Arthropoda, Insecta, Hymenoptera, Formicidae. The transcript has 10 exons. Gene Ontology annotation, cellular component: transcription elongation factor complex. Gene Ontology annotation, biological process: snRNA transcription by RNA polymerase II; positive regulation of transcription by RNA polymerase III; snRNA transcription by RNA polymerase III. The record is from RefSeq and is a predicted model, not a curated record.
ACAAGCCGGCGAGGCGCAAAAAAUAUGUUCGAGCUGUGGCUUCGUACAAGUUGUCAAUAUACAAAAUAAUCGUGUUUUAGAAGAUGAGUAGUUUUUCUAGUGAUACGGUACAAAGUGAAUAUGGAAAAGUUUAAACUUAUCAACUGGAAUCCUUCUUUAGAGAACGUAAUAGAUGAUCAAUUUAUCAAAGAUGAUAGAAUAGAGAAGGAUAGUGCAAUGUAUAAAAUUAUGAAUGGUAUUUUUACAGACCCAUUUCAUGAUAUUGAAAAUGAUUAUACUGAAAUUAACUCGCAGUCCUUGGGAGAAUUUGGUAAAAGUAUUAGUGAUCUGGAAGAUGUAAUAAAAGAUGAAGAGAAUGAAAUAGAAGAUAAAAAUAAAAUAGAUGAUGGGAAAGGUAAAGAAGUGUACUAUGAAGAAAAUAUCAAGGAUCUCGAAGAAUGUAUGAAAAAACAGAGAAUUACAAAUAAUAAAAAUCUUUACAUACCUGGCAUGAGAAAGCAACCAUCUAACUUUCCUAGAAUAUCUAGUUUGACUUAUAGUCAGCAAGCUAUGUGCUCUCGUGUUUUGUCACAACUAUUUAGGUAUCAAACAAUGUCAUUGUCAGAAAAAGAAAAAAUGGAGCUUGAAAAUUACAUGGUACUGCAAGAGAAAAUAUCAGCAGAACAAAAUGAGUUUUUACAAUUUGCAAAGCAGAUGUGGAAAGAUACUAUUCCAAGGGUUAUUCAACAUAAAAUAUACAUAGAUUUAAAGUGGGACAAACAAUUGUUUGAAUUAAAGAAAUUGCCGAGAUAUUAUAUGGAAUCGUCAAAUAUACCAUUUUUGUCAAAUAAAAACAUUACUGUGAAAUUUCUAUCUUGUUUACAAGAGAGUAUCUUUUCAGAAGUGGUAUUGCCAAAAUUUGAUAAACCAUACUUCUUGAGAAUGAAAAAUACAACAAUAUUGAAGAAAUACCCACCAAUUUUAUCAUCAUUUUUGCCUCAUUUUAAGUUACCUGUGAGUGAAGAUACGUAUUGUAGGAGGCUUGCAGAAGAGACUAAGGUGGACUUAAUCAUCUCAUCCAGUGGUCUCAAGUGUUUACUGAAUAACAUCGGUUCAGAUUGCUCAAACUCGUGGAUCAUACCAGUAAUUAUAAGAUCGCACCACGAGAAGAAUGUUGUUUAUAUCGAUAAAAAAUUGCCACCUGUCGCUGCUACAUCAUUGCAAAAAAAUAGUUUGGUGUACAAAUACAUUCUUAGGCAUAAUCUUAUGCCCACUGAUGUUGAAUCGUCGAAAGGGAUAUCAUCUGCGGAGAAAAACAAAGCCGAGUUGGAAUUGUGCGAGAAAUCGAACGGAAUGAUCAGUUCUUUCGAAAGUCACAACGAAACCGAUCUUGAAGAAAAUCCCUCAUCCUCGACGGAUGAGGGACGAAAUGUAACGUACAAGCUUUUCACAAUAGGACCAGUGGAAUCGGAGAAUCAGUCCAAAUUGAUGAAAGACCUUCCAAAAGAAUAUCAAAUAUUGAUUCGGACGAAAACGGACGGUAUCGAAGUUUUACCGAACGAACAGGUCUCGCGACCUCUGAUGUUAGCACCAAAACUAGAGCAUCAGUUAGCACUUGGAGCAGAAGCUGCAACAUUAGAAGAAGGCGUACAGCAAUGGGGGUCGCUAGUGUUCAGACCAGGUGUAUCUUUAGCCCGAGUCAGGAUAGCAGUAGAGACAGGAGAAGUAAUACAAAUAGAAAGGCAUACGGCGAUGUCGCUGAGCGCCGAAAUGAAAAGGCUUUAUAACGUCAAGGUGGAAGAUUCUUUAACAAUUUUACAUAAUGUAAUUGAAAGAUUAUCGUGUCUAACUCCUGGCCGGUACGUCGUACAACAUAUCGCGCAACAUGGGCCGUUUGCAUAUAUUUAUAAGGAAGCUGAGGAAGGCGUGAAAAACAGUUUGGAUUUACAUUCCUUUUAUGAAUCUACUAAAUUCAAGACAAUCCCUGUCACACCGUGGCCACCUAUAGACACGAUGUUAAUGACACCAGCACUCGAGCACUUCCAUAAAAUGCCUGCUAUGUUCAAGCCACGUAUUGACAUAUGCAAGUCAUUUAAGGCAGUUCGGAAUACCUCCGGAGUUGUGAAACGAACAAAAAAGAAUUCAAGUACCGUUGAACAAACAGUUCUUCCUGUUCGACGAAGUCUUAGGGAGAAAAAACCGAGUAAGAAACUAACCGAGUAAGAUAACAACUUUGUGGGAUUAUCUUACUGAAACUAUUCAACAAUUUUAUUACAUCUUGUUAUUUUAUUGUACAUACGCACACACGCGCGCGCGAACACACAUACAUAUACAAAAAG